This is a messenger RNA of Cordyceps militaris CM01, 867 nucleotides long. RefSeq names its product 60S acidic ribosomal protein P1. The coding region runs from base 1 to 867 and encodes 288 amino acids. Gene Ontology annotation, molecular function: protein kinase activator activity; ribonucleoprotein complex binding; structural constituent of ribosome. Gene Ontology annotation, cellular component: cytosolic large ribosomal subunit; ribosome. The transcript has 6 exons. The record is from RefSeq and is a predicted model, not a curated record. Gene Ontology annotation, biological process: cytoplasmic translation; translational elongation. Lineage: Eukaryota; Fungi; Ascomycota; Sordariomycetes; Hypocreales; Cordycipitaceae.
AUGACUGGCGCAAGCAGCGGAUGCUGCAACUUUGGGCCGCAGAUGCGGCUGGUACAGCGGGGAUCUUCAGUGGACCGAGCUCUGCAGCAACCCCGGUACACUGUUGACUGGCAACUGGCACGAAUGCGCAGUCAUUAUAUUGAGCAGACGCUUUGCUUGCCUGACUGGUUCAUCGUGUUGCUGCAAGCAUCCAGUGGAUUUCGAGACCCAAUCUUUACUGGUGCGUCCUUGCCAGCCAAUCAGGACCAUGACAUACUCACCGAAGGCGGAGACGCUCAUUCUCCUUGGACUCAAGCCACAUGCCUCCACCCGGCCGAGCCACAUCCCCAAUCCCUUGUGGCUUCUCGUCGGCAGUACGGAAAAAUUAUUCUUACCAUCCCACUUUUAGGUCUUCAAGCCCUUUCUGUGGGCAUUUCACCCGCGAGAGGGAGGAGCCACGAGCACCUUCAGCCCACCAACGGAUUUGCCGACCUCUGGAACGUCGAAACCCUCUCUUUUCUCUUGCACGUUCAACCACAACAUCACCACAACCCAACCGUCACAAUGUCCACCCCCGAGCUCGCUUCUUCCUACGCGGCCCUCAUCCUUGCCGACGAUGGCAUCGAUAUCACCGCCGACAAGCUCCAGGCUCUGAUCAAGGCCGCCAACGUCGAGGUUGAGCCCAUCUGGACUUCCAUCUUCGCCAAGGCUCUUGAGGGCAAGGACGUCAAGGAUCUCCUUGUCAACGUCGGCUCUGGUGGUGGUGCCGCCCCCGCUGCCGGUGGCGCUGCUGCUGCCACUGCUGCUGCUGACGCUCCCGCUGAGGAGGCCAAGGAGGAGGAGAAGGAAGAGUCCGACGAGGACAUGGGAUUCGGUCUCUUCGACUAA